AUGUGUCCGAAUGGAGUGGCGGCUGUGCAUAAGGCGUGACAGAGGGCAAAAGAAGAGGGUAGCGGGCAGUCGAGCUGCCACCUGGCCACACAGAUAUUUCUGGCGCUGCGUAUUUUCGUCAACGACGAGCUUAAUGAGCUUUGCGUGGGUCUGGAGGCGGCUCAUCGAUUGCUGCGACCAUCGGGACGGGCUGCAGUCAUCUCCUUUCACUCUCUCGAGGAUCGACUAGUAAAACGCGCCUUUGCUAUGCAAGGUUAUCAUGCUCAUGGGCUUGCUCAGCGUUUGGCUGAUUCAUCCUCAGUAAAAAGUCCUUAUGGGCAUUUUUGGCGUGAACAGAGGCCCAAUCUAUGGCGCCAGGUUGCUGGACCCAUACGACCCACAAGUGCGGAGGUUCUUGUGAACAGACGAAGUCGAUCUGCGAAGCUUCGUGUCGGCGAAAAGACGUUGGGAGAAUAG
This is a messenger RNA of Hydatigera taeniaeformis, 456 nucleotides long. The record is from the annotation of a GenBank genome assembly. Lineage: Eukaryota; Metazoa; Platyhelminthes; Cestoda; Cyclophyllidea; Taeniidae.